AUGGAAGGUCGAUCGGCUGAAGAUUGUGUUGUGCUGCUAGAGGAACUAAUACAAAGUAACCGAAAACUCGCCGCAGAAAAUGAGAAGCUGCGGCGAGAACACGAGGCAGCUAGAAGAAAUCAAACACAAGUCCUGCAAGGGAUUGAGCAAAGGUUAAAUGAGCGAGAAGCUCCUGGCGAAAGACAUCGCUCCAGACGCAGGGCUGCCGCUCAUACAAUUGCCUUUCCUGUGGCAUGCAGGGUAAGUAUCAAAAAAAACGUGCUUUCGAAUGACGCAAAGACGAUUUGCUAUAAAAAAAUUACAUGAAAAUUAUACAUUACAAAACUGAAAUGACUGAAGUAGGUGGAGGGACAAGCCUACAAACUAGCUGCAUUGGACAUGCAGAAUGAGGCGUAAAAUUGGUUUGAAUGGUUUUGGCGCGCAAAUCCUGCAUAAAUUACUAUCGUUCGGUCAGAUACACAACACUCGUGACACUUUAGGCUGAAUAGGUCACUUUUAUUUCAUUUUACUUAUUUCUUUGUUUGAGAAAAAAACCUGCACGGUUUCAAUAGACAAGGAAGAAAUUUGUGUAACAAGAUUAAGGAAGAUUUCAUUUGUAUUUUCUACCUCGGCCGCCACAAAAAAUGUAUGCAUGUAAUAAAUUACUGUACCAUUACAUGGGCAUAUGAGGUGGUGACAAUAAGCGUGGAACGUCAUUUUUUUUUUUUUUGCAUUGCAGGAGUUAAUUUUUUGAAGCCCACUGUUUUUUGAGUGAGACAUAAAUGACAUCAAAACGAAACCAAAGCAGACAUCUGAAUUUUUAAUGCUAAAUUCUGGCUCCUGUCCCCGAGAGUCAUAACCUGGGAUGUCUUUUGACCAGCAUAUUAUUGUCAAACUGAGAAAGGGAUGUGAUUUCUUUCAUUUAUAGAGAACACUAAGGCAAAUAUACAAGGUCCUUUCUAAAAAGGAAGACUUUCACGGCUUCUACCUUGAUGAAGAGUAAGUAUAAUAAACAUCUAUCAAAUUUUAAUUUAACUACCAAACAGGUCUUAGCUUCACUUAAAAAACCAAGUAAGUUAUAAUUUGAAGAGAAAGUAAAUUACUGCACAUACAUCAAUGGUAAGCUACACCUGGAGGGAAUCUACGCAGAUUUGGAACAGGUCAAUUACAUGUAGUAUAAAAUAAAAACCAACUGAAAUAGUAAUGACAGGAGGAUUUAUUAGUACCUCAGGAUGUUUCUUUGGAAGCCACUACAGAACUUGGAAGGGUCAACAGUGAACACCUCCACCUCAUGAAUGACAAUAGCACCCAUUGUAUUAUGCCUACCAACCCAAUUUAGCUCUAGUUUAUUGUUCUCUGUUCAUUGGUGAUCAUUUUAGUUUAUUCUGUUUGAUUUGUCUGUGAUACUGUAAGGAGAAAUUUAAUGCUGGUCGCUGCUAGGGGUUAAAGGGUUAAAAAGAAUUUCCUUCAGAAGUUCAAAAUGCCAGUGUCAUUGAACAUUGAUGCCAAUAAUAUGUACCUGAUACCUGCCAAAGAGACAAUAUGUAUCAAAGAUCAAGAAAGUGACUUUGCUUUGGUGAUAUAUCUUUUUAGAGUAAGCUCUUACAACAACGCUACUAUCUUCCAAAGAGUAAUAGCCCAAGUGUUACACCAACAUGGAGGAGAGGAAAGGUGUCCAUAG
Porites evermanni is the source of this 1660-nucleotide messenger RNA. The record is from the annotation of a GenBank genome assembly. Lineage: Eukaryota; Metazoa; Cnidaria; Anthozoa; Scleractinia; Poritidae.